AUGUCAUACUAUUUCAAAAACAUCAAACCAGGCUAUCAGUCUGACGAAGACUUAGAAGAUGAUGAGCUGCUGAGCACGCUCUCUAAAAGACAUGUUCGGGACGAUGAAGAAGAGGAACACGACAGCGAUGACGGGCUCUCAACCCUUUCUUUUGAUGCCUUGAGAAAAGCAGAAGCUCAGAUAGAGCAGGAGACGCGAAGUGCUCAACGAAACAAAAACGGUGCAGGAGGAUCAAAGCUGCCUAGCUCGAGAGAUCGUCAGGAAAAAGAACCAACGUCGCUAAAAACAUUCACAGAGGAGUCCUUUGACGACGCUUCAGAAGCCUCUUCUGACGAGGAGGGCCUUUUCGAAGAGGAGGAAGAUGGUAGAAGCUCUAGUCGAUCCCAAGGCGAUCGCAAAACAAGAAAGAAGAAAAGCCAUGCACCUACAGAGCAGUCAGCCAAGAAGAGAGCCCCAAAGUUUAGAAAGAUACCAGGCCUUGAAACUCCUAAAAGUCAAAAUGAGAACUUGUAUCAAGAUAUUCGCUUUGACAAGUCACUGGGUAAAUCGGAGGACUACGAAAGUAUACGCAAGAGGUACAAAUUCCUCGACGAAUACAGGCAGAAAGAGAUUGAAGAACUCAGCUCACUAUUAAAGGAUCGCAAAUUUUUGAAUAAGAUCAGCGAUGGCGAGAGAGACGAUAUGGAGCAAAGGCUCAUGAGUAUGAAGUCGAAACUCCAAACGCUACAAAACCGCGACCUGGACCGAAAAAUCUUAAAGGAUUACGAGUCAAACAUGAACAAGGGCAACAAGACCAAGUUUCAUCUAAAAAAGUCCGAGCAGCGUAAAGUGAUCCAGAAAUACAAAUUUGACCACAUGAAGGCGAAGCAGAGAGAAAAGGUGAUGGACAGGAAGCGUAAGAAGAGACGGGGUAAAGAAUUCAAGCAAUUUUCGUUCCACGAUCGCUAA
Molecule: messenger RNA, 948 nt
Organism: Lachancea sp. 'fantastica'
Lineage: Eukaryota; Fungi; Ascomycota; Saccharomycetes; Saccharomycetales; Saccharomycetaceae
Source: the annotation of a GenBank genome assembly